AUGUCCGAUACAAUUGACGACGCUGAUCUCAUUAGUUUGGAUGAAGAAAGAUCACUCAACAAGGAUGCAAUUGAUUUAAGUAGUGAUGAUGCCAUAAGUUCUAAUUCAAGUACGGAUAUUGAUUCAUCGGAGCCUAGUAAAAAUGUCGACAAGAUUCUUGAAGAAGUGCCAUCAUAUUAUAAAGCGAAAGUUGAAUCAUAUCACACAUGGGAAAUCGAAGAUAUUACUCAACUUGUUGGGGAUGAGAAGGUUUUCGGUCCGAAAUUCAAGGUUGGAGACGAUUUUGUUUUCAAUCCUUUAAUAACCACCGGAAGAAGGGAUAAUUAUCUAACAUUUUCUGUUUAUCUAGCAGGUGCUCCCGUCGAUUCAAAAGUGUCAGCUUCUGGUGAUUGGCAUUGUUGUGCUCAAUUUGCCUUAGAUAUAUGGAACCCGGAUGAUCCAUCCGAAAACAAGAGAAACUCAACACAUUUUCGUUAUAAUCCGAGAGUUGGCGAUUGGGGCUUUAUAAAUCUACUUGACGGAAGAUUGAGGCUGGACUCCGAGCUCAUAAAUCACAAACGGCUCAAUAUAACAUCUUACGUGAGGAUAAUUGACGAUUUCACAGGCGUUUUAUGGCAUGACUUUAUUGAUUAUGAUUCAAAGAAGUCUACUGGCUAUGUCGGAAUCAAUAAUCAAGGUGCAACAUGCUAUUUGAAUUCCCUACUUCAAUCAUACUACUUUACAAAAAAAUUUAGAAAGAAGGUUUAUCAAAUCCCUACACAGGACGAAAUAAAGUUUAAUUUAGAUUCUUUUAGGGAAUACCUUGAACAGCCAAAAAGUGUUUCGCUAGCCCUUCAGCGUAUAUUCUACAAUCUACAAACAUCUGACAAGCCUAUAGAUACGAUGGAGCUAACCGAUUCAUUUGGAUGGACCAGUGCAGAUGCGUUUACGCAACAUGAUGUCCAGGAGAUGAAUCGUAUAUUAAUGGACAAAUUGGAAUCUCGAAUGAAGCACACGGACAUUGAAGGUUGUCUUAAUGAUAUAUUUGUUGGAAAGAUGAAGAGUUUUAUUCGGUGUGUCAACGUAGAUUACGAAAGUAGUCGGACCGAAGAUUUCUGGGAUAUCCAAUUAAAUGUUAAGGGUUUGAAAAAUAUAAAGCAAUCCUUUGAGAAUUACAUUGAAAUGGAGCUGUUGGACGGUGAAAACAAAUAUGAUGCUGCUGGCUACGGAUUACAAGCUGCUCAGAAAGGUGUUGUGUUUGAAAACUUCCCUCCGGUUCUGCAUUUGCAAUUGAAGAGAUUCGAGUACAAUUUUGAAUAUGAUCAGUUGAUGAAAGUCAAUGAUAGAUAUGAAUUUUUUAAUUCGAUCGACUUGAAACCCUAUAUGGACAAAAAUGCCGAGCAUUACAACGAGGAUUGGGAAUAUGAACUCCAUUGCGUUUUAGUUCAUCAAGGUGAUGUUUCCAUGGGCCAUUACUAUGCAAUGAUCAAACCAAACGAAGAGGAUAAGUGGUUUAGGUUUGACGACGAUAAAGUCUGGAGGGUUACUCCAGAUGAAGUUUUCGAGGGUAGUUUUGGAGCUGAUGAAGAUCCUGAUACGCUGAAAGGUAUGACCAGAGAUGAACAGCAGGAUUUUCAAUUGAGAAAGCACACUUCAGCAUACAUGCUUGUUUAUAUAAGGAAGAGUAAGGUGGCUGAGAUUCUUUCUGAAGUCGAACACAAAGAUAUUCCUGAGCAUAUUCCAAAGCAGAUCAAAUAUGAAAGGGAACAGCUGGCCAAAAUUGAAAAGGAGCAAGAAGAGAUGCAUCUGUACGCAAACUUCAAGGUUUUCUACCAUAAAGCUUUUACGAAAUACCAAGGUUUUGACCUUGGACCAGAUGACGAGGACCAACAAAAUUAUUGUGAGGACUUGUAUGAUGAAGAGUCGUACCCCCUUUCAUUUAGACUUCUUAAGACUGAUAGCUUCUCAAAAGUUUUUGAUACAGUUAUUGCAAAACUUAACUUAACAGUUGAUCCAAAGUUCUUACGGUUCUGGAUCAAUUUUCGUCGGAAGAACUAUGCACUCCGUCCUGGCAAAUCGAUAUACUUUAAUUAUAACGAUGCAGUAUCACAGAGGGUUACCAUUGAGUCUAUAAUUGAGGAUUAUCAGAUUCCUAAAAACAGCCACCACAACUCAGGCUUGGAGGAAAGCGUGCACAUAUCAUUAUACUUGGAGGACGCUUCGGUAGACCUUGGAUUUGUUUCUAACUCCAUAUAUGAUAUGAAAAAAAAUGGAAAGCUUUCAAGUAAAGAAUUCAACGAGAAUAUUACUGAAAACUAUGAAAAGAUGUCGCAAAUGGCUCUUCAACAUUAUAAUCCGAAGUUGGAACUAACGUCUGAAAAUGAAUAUGAAAUUAUUGAUGAUAACUCUGAACAUUUGGAACAUGAACAUGAUCAGGAGAACUGCUCGAAGUAUUUAAUUUUCCUUAAAUUCUUUGACUUGCCAAAACAAAAAAUUUAUGGGUUAUGCCAUGUUAUGGCCAAAAUGGACAAACCAGUUCAGUCCCUAACGCCAUUUAUAAAUAAUAUUAUGAAUUUCCCAAUGAACACGCAACUAGAAUAUUAUGAGGAGUUGGGAUCCGAUCAGAUAGUGCAUAUUCAGUCAGGCAGUACGUUUUACAAGUCUGAACUUGAUAAUGGAGAUAUAAUCUGCUUUACGAAAGCUUCAUGGGGUGACAUUAAAUCGGAAGCGGAAUACCUUACUGUUCCGGACAUGUACAGCUAUUUGGCAAACAGAGUACACUUUAAAGUUUCUUCUCUACAAAAAGUGGAUGAAGAUGAGGAAGAUUAUAUUGUUCACAGAAGCGAGGAGAACAAGGAAGUUGAGCAUGCAUCAAAAUCAUUUGAGAUGUGGUUCUCGACGGCAUUAGGCUAUAAGGCGUUUGCAAAGAAGAUUGGUGAACGCUUAGAAUUGGAUCCAGAAUACCUAAGAUUAUUCAUAGUGGGUCGGCCAAACCAAACAUUCCCAUUAAAGAGCACCACACCUUUAAAGCGUCUACUUGCAAGAAUUCCUAAAUCACAGACAUUAGAUAUAUGCUAUGAGGUUUUGAGUGUUACACUUUCUGAUUUCGAACAUAUGAUACUGUGCACAGUGUUCUGGGUUGGACAAGGAAUUUGUAGAGAGCAGAAGCAUGAAUUUUUCCUUCCGAAAUUUAGUACGGUGAUCGACUUGAUUGAUAGACUUCAAAGUAAGGUUCAUUUCAAGCCGGAGGAGGAGGAUUCUUUGGUUGUCUGGACAAUGGACCGGAAGCAUCGUCUCAAAUCAAUUUGCGAAUCGGAUAUGAAGAUUGAAGAAUCACCUGAAUUCAUUGUUGGAUAUUAUCCUACGUAUCGUGAAGUUCUUCGUACAAAGCCAAAAAACAUCAAGCUAAUUCCAGGAUUUCAAUUCUUUGGUCAGAUUCAAAAUUCUCACAGUUUACCUUUCAUAUUCGAUUUAGUUCAAGGAGAGAAACUGGAAGAUACGAAGGUUCGGAUUCAUAAACUUUUGGGAAUAUCGGAGAAGGAGUUUGAAAAUGUCCGUAUUGCGGUGACUGAUCUAAAUGCUGUCGAUUAUAUGGAUUCUUCGGAAAGAGAUUCGGUUGAGCUUUUCAAGUUGGCUGAAAAUACACCGUUCUAUCUUGCUAUAGAACACCCUGACAGAAACCUUAGAAGAGCUUCUGCUUACGAACCUUCACUUUAUAUUAAGGGUUAA
Messenger RNA from Brettanomyces bruxellensis, 3708 nucleotides. RefSeq lists its product as uncharacterized. Gene Ontology annotation, cellular component: nucleus; cytosol. The record is from RefSeq and is a predicted model, not a curated record. Lineage: Eukaryota; Fungi; Ascomycota; Pichiomycetes; Pichiales; Pichiaceae. The transcript has a single exon. Gene Ontology annotation, biological process: protein deubiquitination; regulation of protein stability. Bases 1 to 3708 code for a protein of 1235 amino acids. Gene Ontology annotation, molecular function: cysteine-type deubiquitinase activity; cysteine-type endopeptidase activity; protein binding.